CUCUUCUUCGUUCUCCAUUCUCUCGUAUAUACAUCGUUCUUCGUGUUCGUGGCUGGUUUUCACGACCGACUUGGCUUUCGUUUCGUUCUUCUUUCGUAUACGUAUUCCGGAGAGAGAAGAAACACAUAAACCUAUAGAAGUAAAGUACAGAAGGCGAACAGCGGUACGGUAUACAAGGUGCGGUACACGUUUUUGCAAUUCUGACAUUUAAACAGCUCCACGAUGGUCAAGGUAAUCGCGAAACGCCGCCAAUUCGUCAAUCGUCGCGUCUUCUUCGUAGUGCCAAAGUUAACUUUCGCGUCGCCGAUUCCGUUCCGGUGUUACGGUCUGUUGUUCUAGCAUCUGCAUCGUCAGCAAAUACCAACAAAUCGUUUCGAAUACGCAAUGUGAUCGUGGCCAAAUCUAUGGAGGAGUCGCGAUUCAUCCAACUUUCAUUAACAUUGCUGCUGCUGUCACUUGUGCCUUGGGUUACCGCCGAUGAUAGUGUCAAGGUUAAAUCUAACAGCCAAACUGCUACGUCCAGUACGUUGAAAUGGACUGUGCCGAAUAAUGGACAGGUGCCCGAAAAUGCUGUCGUUGGGUCUUUGGAGUACGUCCUGGCUGAAGGCAUCACGGAGCAAGACCUGCUUCAAAACAUCAGCGCAAAAGCAGCCAUACACGAACGUAAAAUAUACGUAUGUCGAGCCAAGGUCAACUCAAAACCCAUACCGGGUGCUCUGAUUGAGAAAUCGCCCGGAAAAUUCGUCUGCGUUGUAGCUUUAGUUACACAAGUACAUGAGAAGGAAAAAUACGAAGUUCUCCAAAAUGUAGAUAAGGCUGCUCGACUGAUAUGGGAGAAUUGGGAGAAAAGUAUAGACGUUCCCGAAAGAGCUAUUCUUUCAGGAGAAUAUUACAUUUCGCAUAGUACGUCAUUGAGUUUCAAAAUGUUACCUAACGACAUUAAUCUCGGUAGGCUUUACUUGAUGGGUAAAAUCGAACAGAAUUUGGGCAUUUUUGGUAAAAUGUCCGUCGUCACCGAGAACAACGGGGUGAUUCAAGACGUCAGCAAUGGUCAAGUUCUAGUCGAAAAAGAACCAAUCAUGUACGAAUUAACAUUACGUAAAUUGAUCACCAAUAGAAUGAAAGUAAACUGGAGGAAUACGACUGUUUUGGGUCAGACGACCCUCAGGAACGAUGAUCCGAACGAAAUGAAGGCCGAAGCGGUGAUCACAUACGCGUGGAAAUACAUCUCCAGCUGGGGCUUCGGUCGAGCAAUGUUGAAAGGUUUAACCACCACUAUUUUCUUAUUAAAUUCCAGUUCGGUAGAAAAUAUUACGUGGGGUUUACCGUUCGAGGAAGAACGAAACGGUAUCGAAAAAGUGGAGUCAAUGUUACCGACCGGCACCGCGAGCCACGUUCAAGUAAUCGGAGAUUACCUCGAGAUCGAAGUACCGUACAAAGCUGUCUUACUGUCGGUGUUUAACGAUAGUACGAUGAUGAAUCGAACGGUAGAAUGGACGUGGAGAUAUACGACUUUGAUGGACGUAAGAACGAUCUACGGACCAUUAUACUAUAUACAUAAUAACACGCUGGUGCCUACGACCACUACAACGACCACCGAAUCGCCUCCAACCACCACACCUUCGACUACGACGAUGACCAAUGAAAUUAUCAAAACUACCAUUAACCAAGCUAGCAAAAAUGACGAUAAAAAGACCACGUCAGGCGUCAAAGAAGACAUGCAGAACGAUCAAAACAACGCUUUGGAGCUGAAUAAAGGAGACGAAUCUGAGAGAACUGGUUCCGGUAGCAGAUGCUUUUCUCAUAGUUCCUUUAUCGUUAAUACGUUAUUAAUUAGUCUGGUAUUCGGUUAUAUCUCUAAUACAAUUACAUAAAAAGAAAAUUCUAAAAAAUACGAGUUGAUUUGAUAAAGAAACGAUAAAUCAUUACCAAACCAUUAUUUUUACGUGCUUAAGCAUUUAUUAUUUUUCGUUGUAUUUUUUUUUUGUUUUUUCUUUUCUAUUUCUAUUUUCAUUUGAUUUUUUUUUCUUUUUUCAUUUUUUAAGCAAUUUUUAUGUUUGUUGAAAGUACCCAAAUUGGAAUUUAUAAGCCGGUUUGAAUUUUAGUCACGAUGUAUCGUCAUAGGGUUAAAAAGUACUUUUUUUUUCUUGGCUAUAUGGUCUAAAAUGGUAACACUACAUUCCAAAAGUGGUAACACUUCUGUGCUCUUAGGUGUUUACAUCUCAAAACAGGACUUUUCUUAUCACUCAGGAACUUCGGCGAUUAUUUCAUAGUUUUAACUAAGUUUUAACAAUAUUUCAUUUACAUGAUAGCAAGAAUGCAAAACAACUCACCACACGUAAAUUUAGUUCUAUUUAAUGUGAAAUUAGUGGAAAUAUAGCAUCGAAUAAGAAAGUCCUGUUUUGAAAAUGUAAACGUGCCGCGGUCUUCAACUGGAAUGUAGUGUUACCACUUUAGACUAUAUAGCCAAGAAAAAAAAAGUACUUUUUAACCCUAUUUUUAUCGCAUUUAUUUUGUAUUUUUUUCCCCAGUUUGUCUCCGCAGUAUUGAAAGUAUUCCAUAAUGAUGUUAAUUUUUUACGUAUCGAGUUAGAAUGACGAUACCUAAUAAGAUCAUUUUUAAAUAAUUUAAACGAAUUUCGUAUCCGGUGGUAUUGCUUGUUUGGAAUUACGUAUUACGAUCACGUGUAUUUUAAAUGAUUAUUUUAAUAUUUUCGUAGAUCUCUACAACUAGUCCAUUAUUUGGGUACUAAUUUUUUUUGUCGCAGAAGCAAAAACACGGUAAUAAAAAGUACGAAAACAGGGUACCAUUUUUGAUGGAAAAGUUUUUUGAAGAGUACGAUGCAGAUUAAAAUGAACAAUUAACUUUCAAGAAUUGAAUACUCAAAUUUCAAAAUUCAGAGCUUUUGUUCAUCUUGACGAGUAUUUUUUAUCCAUUUAUUUUUCCAUCAAAAUUAGGACACCCUGUAUAUUAUUUGCAAAAAUAAAAAUACAUAAAAAAUUCCAUUAGCAAAUUCAUAAAAAGUAAUCAGUUCCUAUCGCUUGUAAAUACUCGAUCUUCGAAUAAUUAUUUUAUAUUUAUGAACAGAAUCUAUGGUUUUAUUUUUCCAAACAGUUUCUCACGUUUUGUUUUUUUUUCCUCUUAUGUCAGAACAAUUUUGACAGAAAAAGGCUUUUAUUGCAUUUCUACGUUGGGAUUGUUUUUUUUUUUUUUGCUUUUGUUGUAUGUUGUAUUAUUAUGAUUUCUUUUCGUUUAGUUGUUAUAAAUAAUUUGUAUAAAAUGUAAUCACUGUUAAUUAUUAGAUAAGUAACUUGAAGAGACUGUGAACAAAUUCGAAUUAUUAAGUCAGUAAAGUGAUGAAGUGUAUGAUAAUAAAAGUUUUUGUAUAUAGAUGCUUUAAUAAAUCAUAUAAAUAAACA
Messenger RNA from Planococcus citri (citrus mealybug), 3419 nucleotides. RefSeq names its product unzipped (gene uzip). NCBI's taxonomy places the organism in Eukaryota, Metazoa, Arthropoda, Insecta, Hemiptera, Pseudococcidae. The record is from RefSeq and is a predicted model, not a curated record. The transcript has 5 exons. Bases 405 to 1874 code for a protein of 489 amino acids.